CGGCGACGCUCUACUGAGACUCGCUGUGUAUUCGGUCGACAAAAUGGCGGAGUCUGCUGUGAAGAAGAAGCAAAUUUACAGCUGAUACUGACAUUUCCCUCUCAAUAUGGGGGUGAUUGAGAGGACGAGAGGGGUGGAGCGAGACGAGGACCAAGAGAGUGUGUAUACGUACUCCUCGCGCCCCACCACUCCCGGGGAUCGUAAAGGUCUGCUGGUGAGGUUUCAGCUAGUCAGUCGGACUCAGCCCUGCGUAGCAUUUCACUACAUGUCGGUCAAACUACAUAGUAAGCUCUCCGACAUCAGAAGGCCGAUCAACGCGCACUUCAAAACGUACUUCGACGGAGGCUUCAUUUUCCUGUGCAAAACCAAAGAGAUAAUCAAGGACAAGGAGAGACAGCUCACGAUAUUUGAUAUCCUCCCCAAGCUACCCAAUCUCGAAACAAUGGACAGUGAUAUGAGAAAAGGAAGGCAGCGAAGACUUCCCACCGACAACUUUAUGUACCCAGGCGUGCAAUACAAGGAGCUGUCAUAUGAUAUCGAUGGAAGGCGUCAUUUAGCGAUGUGUGCGUGCGUGGUUUUCCUGUUUGAGCGGAGUAAGGUCAGCCACUGGCCACCGGACAAACUCCAAGAGGAACUCAGUGCCGGCAUGCUAGAAGGUUUUAGCUUCAUUCCCAGUGAUAUAAUGUCUUGGAAGGAGAAACUUGUCGAGAGUCGGGCUACAACUAUCCAUGGUUAUGCCGCAUGCAACCAAAUGAAGGAGUUAAAGACUGCAAUCCACCAACUUCCUGAGUUUGUCUAUGUGCAGAACAUGAAAGAUCAGAGAGGAGCUGUGCCUCUCCAUUACGCCGCAGAGAAUGGACACCUAGAGAUAUGCGAGAUAUUGAUAGCUACCAUUGGUAAAGAUCUCAUUUAUCAGCAAGAUGUGAACCGAAAGACUCCUCUUCACUGUGCUCUGUAUAGGAGAAAGAUGCAGACUAGUGUAUAUCUCCUUCAGUUGAACUCUGACUUAAUACGACCAGAUAUAUAUGGAAAUACAUGCAUGGAUCUAUUACACCAGCAGUCUUCCAAGGACAUGGAUUUCAUCAUUUCAAAACUCCAAAUAGACUGCAUUGACGAUGUCCUCAGAUACCAUCUCGCUUGGUUCGCAUUGAAGAAAGGAGAUAUAAAAGCGUCCAGGAGAUUAACUGAGAGCGUUAAGCCUAGUGCUGAAGACAAAUUGGGAGAGAAUUUACUUCAUGUAGCGGCUGACAUGGGUGAUAGGGUGGUAGUAGAACAACUGAUUUCAAAUAAGUUUGACUUAUCAAAGAGAGAUGUAAAAGAGUAUUUGCCAUUCCACAGAGCAUGUGCCAAAGGAAACAAGGAAAUUGCAUGUUUACUUCUAUAUCCAGAUAUAGAAGAUUCUGAUAUAUGCAAUGGGGUAUCCCUGGCAGUGAAACAUAACUGUUACACGAUAUGUUCAGAAAUGCGUUUGAAGAAGCCAUCUCUGGUUAUGGACGAAAGCUCAGUGUGUACCAUUAUACAACACCUUGACACAAUGCUCAGCAAAGUCAGCAAAGAGGGAAAGAGCAGAGAAAAAGAACUGAAAGACUGGGAAAACAUUCUAAUGAACGUCAUUCCGCUGUUGCAAAAUGAAAAUGGUGUAUUGGAGACGUACGUAUACGAUUGUGCCAGACACAACCUAUCAGAUGCCCUGACACUGCUGAAGUCGAUCGGAGCAAGUUUCAACGACAGAGAUUUCAUGGGGAGAUCGCCAUUGCAUGAAGCAGCAGAGCGAAAUAGCGGUAAAGCUAUCAGUAUCCUUUUGAAAGAAAAUAUCAAUCCGAAUGCUGUUGACUGGAGAGGAAGUAGUGCACUUCAUUAUGCCUGCGCAAAAGGACAUUUGCAGUCCGUAAAACUACUCAUGGGCUCAAAUAAAAAUGUUGAAGCCGGCAAUCAAAAUGCAAGUGGAAGAACACCACUACUUGAAGCUGCGUAUUCUCGGAAAUUUGAAGUAGUACAGUAUAUGGUUGAUAGCCAUAUAAAUGGCAUCAACAUAACGGCUACUGAUAGCUCCGGCCAGUGUAUUCUUCAUCACCUGACUAGAAUGCCGGAAAAAGUAGUUGAUCUUGUCCUCACAAAAUACUCGUCGGUCGAAAAAACUAAAACAGGAAAAUGUUUCAAGAGAACUCUGUGGUCGGAUUCAGUAAAACACUCUGCUUGGUCUCGACACAUCCUUGUUUCUCGCUUCCGUGCAACGUGGUUAGACAAGUAUUUGGAAACAGGAAAAGUAUACUAUACGGACUCCAAGACUGGCGAGAAGUUGGAAGGACCUUUCAAUAAUGGAUUUCAUGUUGCGUCGUGGAAUUCAAGGAGCGACGUCGAAUCUUCUACAACUUUGAGCCUGGGAAAGUCACCGAAGAUGGAAAUCAACGAGUGUACGAGAUGCAAGGAUUUCGUAGGCAAGCUCUCGGCUUUUCGAGGACCUCACAGGUGUACAUUAGCAGGGAUCCGACAGCAUGAAGGAGAAGGUGAAAUACGCAGGGUGGUUCACAAAGCUUUUAAGCACCAUUUUGUUUUUCAGCAAGACGUCAUAUCGCCUGUAUUUAACGCCGUGAAAACAGGAAAUGUUGUGUUGGUAAAGAAAUUGUUGAAGUUUGACCCAGAAUACAUAAAUGAAACGGAUAACUUGGGUAGGACUUUAAUAGAACUAGCCAUUGAUCGAGGAUCUGUGAAAAUGGUACAAGUAUUGCUGGAGUUGCAACAAACGAAGCCGAAUCCAGGACUAGUUUAUAGAGUCCUUUUGCAAAAGAAAAAGAACAAGAACGACAAUACACGUAAGAUGUUACUUAACUCGCUGAUUGCUAAAGGGCACUUCAUUGACAAAAGGUUGGAGACAGGGAAAGUAAGUCACGAUGGCUGUUCAAUUCAAAAGGGUAAAUUCUGUCACAGGCAAUGCUACUUAAAGGGUUAUACUCCAUUAGAAGUUGUUGUGAGAAACAACGAUGAAGACUUAUUCAAGUUGGUUUUAGAUAAAUCAGGAAAAGGUAAAUCUGUGUCAUUAAUGUUGGCUGCUUACAAGGGACACCAUUCAAUGCUAGAGGCCAUAAAAAGGAAAAUCUCCUCUCAGAAGAAAGACAAAAAUGAGGACGAAGAUGAUGACGAUGAAAACAAAGAAGAGGACGAAAUGGACGAACGCAUUUUGCUAGAUAUUGCUUGUCGAAGUCCACAUAUCACUGUGGAUAUGAUAAAACUGAUAAGUAAACUGUAUCCCGAGAUGUUUGAACAAAACACACAAGGUACCCAGACAGAGCAUCCGGCAAAUAGGCGCUAUCUACAAUUUGAUAUACCGAAGCGGUCGUUUCCAGAAAUUACUUCGCUUGGAAAAAUUAUGUCAGAAGAGUAUGACCUAAAAAGGAGAAUAUUAUCUAAAUCCAAGAUAGAAGAUAAUGCUUGCCAACUAAUAGACGAAGGGAUAAAUCUGGGAAAGGUUUUCAUCGACACACAUUCCAACAAUAGCGACAACGACAAGUUCAUUCAUGGAUGCUGCGAAUGUUUGCUGAAAGCUAUGGAGGGAAAAUUCUAUAAAGUAGCAGAACGUAUUUUGCUAAAAGAAGCAUCAACAAUAUGGAAAUGUGCAAUGGAUUCUACACAUUGUCGAUUUCAAGAUUCCUUCAAAAAACGGAUGUUUAACCGAAAACUGAAUCACAUGCAUGAACCGCAAUAUAUAGAAUACUUGCUGUUGCUAGCAUGCUCCGAUGAAGCACCAAAGACAAUCCUUCAGCUCUUAUUACAACAUGGAUUUAAAGAAUUUGACAAAGACGCUGUUCCGCUGGAUGAUAUGGACGAAAUAACGAGAGCCAAAGUAGAAAAAAUAAAAGACCCUUUCCUCCAGAAGAUGAUUUACAUCACACAGUUAAUGCCUUUACAACGCAAAGGCAGGUCUGAUAUCUACAAGCUGGUGCAGUUGUUACCAAACAUGUUUGGUGUUCUCCAAUAUGUCGAUAGUAAACUCUUCAAACAGCCAAAGCGUUCAGAUGAUAUCGGCAGCUUCCUCCACACAUGCUGUUCCCUUUCUAGAAAUGGUCGAAGUGGGUAUGACACAAAGAUGGUCCACAAUAAGGUGGAGUAUAUACCUGUAGAGCUACCCGAAGGACUUACUCCCCUCCACAUGAUAUGUGUGCUGGACAACGUCGAUUAUGUGAAAGAAAUCGUCAAGUGUGGUACGGAUGUGGACAUCAACAUGGAGUCAGCCAACGGUAUAAGGGCGGUUGAUGUGGCAGCUGCGUGUGGAAACUGGCCUGUGUUCAAGUUCCUCCUCGAUAAGGAUGCUGAAGUAAACAGUAAUACCCUCAUUGCUUGCUGUGCCAAAGACAGGCAUAAAGGAAUACGCAUUUGGAUGGAUCGACUACACACAGUCCAUGGUAAGACUCUGGCCCUUGAGAAGCAUAGGCUGAAGAUCGCAAAAGAGCUAUGUAGCAGGAACGAAGUUAAUCCCUCAUACAGUUCUGAAUCAGAAGAAUGUCCUCUUGGUGCUGCCCUCCAGUCGAAGCUCUGGGACGUGGCCGAGUACCUAUGCACAGUGACCGCUGGAGAGGCACCGAUACUUAUGUUACAAGGCAUCAACAGAAACAGCAAACCAAAAUGGGCUUUGGAGGCGCCGAAGGAUCUAGUGAGGUUAAUAAUGGAGACUACGGGGAAGUAUCUAUCUUCUUCCAAUUCUGGGAACUCGUCUACUGUAAUUGCUGGACUAUCUAUUGUGCUUCAAACCAUCACAAAACGACAUGAUUUCAAGCUAGUAGAUAGUACAAUGAAACAACUUGAUGCGUUAAUUGCCGAUGACGGGAAAUGGCUAGAAAUUUGCAGGCAGUUUGACCAACACGGUAUGACUAUUUUCCACUGCUUGUCACAAAUCGGACAUACGCGUGGUUUAGAAGUCAUCUUGAAGCGUUUACAGACAGACGCUACCAGAAAAGAGGUAAUUAAUAAGCAUGAUUCAGCUGCUGCAUCCGCUCUUUGGUAUGCUCUUGCAAACAAACACUGGUCUACGGCAACACUUCUGCUCAUGUUAGGAGCGAACGGAUAUACCAAGAGGUCUGUACCUGACUUUGAAACUAAAAGACCAUGUUCACAAGAAAAGCAAAAUAUGCAGGGCAGAAUUGCGAGGAACGAUUCGGCAGAGACGUCCUUAUGUUUUGCUCCGUUAAGCACAUUUUUUAGUAAGAAAAAUGAUACUCCUCCUGAUACCAAGACCAAACCAAUCGAAGUUGCUCCGAGCCCUCGACUCUCAUCAAAAACUGACUCAGAGAAAGUUGCUGUUAAAAGACUUGUUAGAAUUGCGCAGUUGGCAGAUGUAGCAGGGUGUAACAUCAUACAUGCCGUAUGUGCUACAGGAAACUAUGACCUUGUACAGGAGAUCCUGAAAACGCAGCCAAACGCUUUGAAACAAAAGGAUGAUCGGGAUUACUAUCCAUUCGCCUAUGCCGUAAUUGGAGGAAAUGAAGCAAUAAUAGAGCUACUGAAAAAUGAAAUGACUGCUGAAAUAGCUGCCAAUUCAUUACAGCCCUAUAUUUGGAAAAUAGCAUAUUCAGAAAAAGACAAUAAGCUUCAUCGAUCAUUUACACAGCUCCUUGGACAAAUCAUAGGUGAUACUAAAACAUCUGACCUCUAUGAUUAUCAUCAUCAUCACAGAGCUCACCACCAUCAUAACUUCAAGACAUCUGAAGUUAAACUUUCUUCAUUUCGUUGGGGUGAAUUUUAUUCAAACGCUACAUGGCCAGACAAAGUGGAGACAUUGAAACUUUGCAUGCAGCAAGAUAAGGUACAGAACAACAGCAUUGAUCAAGUGAUGGAGCACAUUGAAGGUUUGCGUAAUAUGUUGUUGAGGUGGCAUUCUUCUGAUUCGUUUCUCUAUCUGAACCGAGAACAUGACAAUAUCUUAUCCGACGAGUAUGCAAAAUCUCUGCUUACCUUCCUCCUGAAUCAUAUCAAAGACGUCGAUUCCAUUAGCAUAUUGUCCCUUGUGAUGAUGCAGAAGGCAUGGAUAUUGAAAGAACUCCUUGAAAGCAACGCGUCUAAUACCGUAAUGGCAAUGAAAACCCCGCUACUGUUGAAAUAUUCCAUCGUUGAUUGCAUAUUCAUAUUUGCUAGCCCAGAAGAUGAACGGCUUUGUAGUGACGGAGUUAAUCAGCGAAAACUCGACAAGUACUUAAAAGAAAUGAUGAGCCGGUACAGCUUGAAUUUGUCGCCGGGCAUAGGAACGCUAGCGGUGAAAAAGGACCUUUGGGUUUUCCUUGAACAUGCCUUGUUUCAAAUAUUUGAAAACGAAGGAAGUCUCAGUGACGAAUGGCAUUCGAUUCUUGCGACAGGAGCAGAGCGUGGACAACUGCCGUUCCUCAGGUCAAUAUUGGACAAACUUCACAUACCAAGGAUGACACCCGACCAAAAGUCCUGCUUUACUGCGUAUCUCUGUCUAGCUUGUAGGGCAGGAAAGACUGAUGUUGUUAAGUACUUACUGCGGCACAACGUACCGACCGUCGGCUCAAUGGAUGAAUACCCAAUAUGUGAUAUUCUCGGAAAACGCCAUGAAAAAUCUUGGAACAUUUUACAAUAUGUGUUUUACGGCAAGUCAGAAAGUACACUUAAAGAAAUCUUGAGUGUUUUAAAAACCGAAAAGGAGUUUCUGAAAAAUCUUGAAAUUGACGAAUGCAUCAAGCAAAGUGGAAAGACAGGCCGUCCUGGAAUUGUACAUCAGAUGGCUCAAUUCUUUUCUAUGGCAAAAAACCAAUGUGUUCUAAAGAGGGACUGGGACAUAAUGCUGCAAACAGCAUCACGCCGGGGACAUGAAGAUCUGUGCAUUUAUCUUAUUGAAAAGCAGUCUGCAAACGAGACUACGUCUGAUAACUACAAUAUGUCUCCAUUACAUUACUGUGGCUACUAUGGAAUGGAAAAAUUGGCAGUGAUCAUCGCUGAAAGGCUACCAUCAGCGCUGGAGAGGACCGACAACCAAGGUCUGACCCCAAAAGACUACGCAAACUCAUUAGGAAGACCAUACUUAUUUAAGGGUUCCAGGCAAACUCUUAAACAGCAUGCAACUGAAUGUGACGGCUGGCUUAGAUGUCUUCUUACUGAAAACGCUCCUAAACAACAGGAUUCUACAGAAACAAUUUUUUCGCCGCAUGUUUUUGCUCAAAGAGAUCUUUCUUUAAAAAAUCUACUCCUGCGCUCCGACGAUCAUGCGUCCGAAAACAUCAUCAGAUGGUCUUCUCAAGAAUUCAUUCGACUGGCAGAGGAUGAACCACAACAAUGUGUCGAAUACUUCAUCUUGGCAGCAGCAUGUAAAUGCAACAAGUCCCUGAGAGCUCUAUGUGAUGUAUUACAAACUACGACGGACAGUAAGCAUAACCUUCAAUCACUCUUGAUGAAGGACGGACACCUGAGAGACAGACACGUAACAAAAUCGUUACAACGGAGACGUGGAAAUGGUCUUACGCCACUGGGAUGGGCAAUAUACUCUCAAAAUAUGGAAGGGGUUGAAAUUCUAAUGGAAAAGGAGGUAUGCCUAACAUGGAGAGAAACAUAUUCGCUGGAAAGUAUACUCCAUAUAGCAGUUAAGACGGGAAACGUAUCAAUCACAAAGCACGUGAACGAGAAAACAGACGGAAAGCUGAUAUUUGAGGAGGACCGACAAAAGGUAACCCCAUUAGCCAUUGCUGUUGCUCUAGGUCUGCAUCGGACUUUCAGGGUAUUGACAAAGAAUAAGCUGAAAUCACUCUCCUCGACUCAUGACAGGCAUGGAGGGAAUCGUAUGGACUAUGGAUGCGUUGAUUGUCUGUUAGAUAAUUGCAUUGGCUGGUCUAAAAACUACCUCAGUGGUGAUUCCGAAGCGACUUUACCAGAGGAGGAAGAUACGAGGAUCGUAUUUCAGAAGAAGAACAACAGGGGAUAUGUUUUGGAACAUAGGCCGUAUUCAUCACGUUAUCCCGGAAGAUUGAGCAAAAUACCUUACUAUGUCCGACAAAUGUGUACAAUAAGUGAAGACAAUAUGUCUUACCAACUGCACAAAAUUCACUAUAUAAGUGCUUUGGAUGGAUUAAGCAGCAAACUCGUUAAAUCUGCACUUUUCUCCAUGGGAUACAAAGCCGACGUGGAAACAAUGCAGUGGAUAGUUCUUCGAUCACUCACGGAUCCGUUUGAAGCAGCAAAGAAAGCUGUCCGAGCUGGUUUUAAGGAGUUAGCUGUGAAGUUUAUUCCACAAUUAAACGAUGAACAAGCCUUCGAGGUAUUUGAGACUGCAGCAGUUGCUGGGAAAACGUAUCUCAUUGAGCAAUGCCUGGAGCGAUUCAUUUCUCUAACCACUAAUGCCGCAGAGACGAAGUCAGUCAUCGAAUCUGCAGUGGCAUUUGGACAGACUGCUUUAAGUGUGCAAUUCCUUAAUUUGUUACGAACCUCGGGACACACAGAGCAGUUUGAUUCAUUCCGCCAAAUGUUUGAGGCUAUUCCACAGAAGAUUCUAUGGUUGAUGGGAGAUCAGAUUCCGGGGAAUGACCAAUGGAUUAAGGAUAUAGAGCAAAGUAAACGGUUGACGCUUCCUGAUGUGUGGCUUUCUAUGGAGGAAACCGAUCCACUGAGGUCGUAUAUUGAAGAAAGAAUCACUGUUGACAGCCUCCUUCCCGAAACAGUCAACGGGAAAAAGUUUGUUCCUGAUAAAGAGAGCUUUAGGAAAUAUCCUUACUUCAAAGAAAAGGGAGAUAUCUGGGUUGGGUGCUUCAUAGCUUCUAGUCAGAUAUUGGGCCAUGUAUACGAUUCAUUGAGCAUUGAUGAUCCAAGGGCAACAAUAAUAAACACCAUUAAAAUAACUUGCCUACCACCUGGAUCCUCGGAUCAUCCUAAGAUGAACAUCGAGACGAAUGGGAUGUUGAUUGAGAACAUUGCUGUUGCUAUCCAUAACGAAACGCCAGUAUUGCAACACGACCCCAGCUUCACUAUCCGUUCUAAGGAGUCUUCACUGAAGGACGUUAUCCUGACCGAUAUCAUACCCGCCAUGGAGGAACAGAUGGUGCGUGAAUUUGGAAUAUCUGUACGAAUUAGAGUAGAUUGGAGCUCCAUCGACGCACGCAAGCGAACAAGCGGGUCCGAAACCAUCCUAAAAGCACUGACCGGAGACAAUUUUAACAACAAGCUUGGAGGUCUACAAGAUGUACUGGAUGAUUGUACAGAAAUAAAAGACACCAUCAGGAACCUGUUUAAUGACGAGACCGUAACGCUAGCACUAAAACCAGUGGCUGAGAUGAAAUACAUAACGGUCACAUUCGUCGACAAUAUUUCUUCCCACGAUGGGCAAAAGAAGUCACGGUCCUCAACUCCAGACAGCAACGUCUUGUGGAGUUUUUCCAUGGAAAGGUCAACCAUGAAAUACGACAGGUCCACGUUCCCGCUUUGGUUCCAUUUAAACCGAUACCGAACUGCGAGUGUCGCAUUUUGUGACAGCAUCUACAGAAUAUCCCAUUUCUCUCCACUUGAUACUGAUUCACAUGUUAAUUGCUACAAAACCCGGAAAAAUCGACAGGUCACUUUUGAAUUGGAAUGGAGCUCAUUCCAAACUACAGACGAGAAAGCCUUUAUGGGUCUUGUCGGUCACGGGAUAGCAAGAGAGUUGCAAGUUAUGGCUUAUGAAACCGAAGCAAUGUUGCGUCUGACAAUGAGCAGUAAUCGUGUCACAGUAAAGAACUGUGCGUCUGCACUUUACACAGGCAUCAAUCUAGAUACCCAAGGAAAAGCUAUGACUGCCUCGGUUUAUGUUCACCAAUCUACAAAGAAAACUUGGGUGGUUGAAAAUGGCCGAACUGCCGCAAAACUUGGAGACUUAGAAGACAAACAGCUAAGUUGUGGAAGCUGGCAGAAGGACACCCAUUCAUUAAUUGAGGAACAGAUUGGAAACACCAGAAAAAUUGCACAGCAGAAGUUUGGCAUCAAUAUUGAUAUUCUUUUUGAUGAAAAAAGAGUGCUUGUCCCGUUACUUUCAAAGUGUAGAAGAGAAAUGCUACAUCCACACCAUCUCAUACAGCGAUCAAUGAAGGAGUUUCUACAACAAUUGAUCGUUGUGUAUGAAAAAGCCAUGUAUCAUAUGUUUUCUGGUCCACAUGCAUCGUAUUCGUUAUACAUGCAGAAACUUGACGUGCAAUCAGGGAUAUGGAAAGACUACAUAAAAAGACACGGAAAGAACUUCAAACAAAACAAAGGAAUAGUUUCAUGGAAAUACAAACCCGUUCCUAAUAAUACAAGCAGUGAAUACUACCCUAGUCAGACAUGCAUAGAAGACUACAACUACGCAAAUCACUUCCAAAUGGAGAAAGUGUCUCAAGAGGAUAUUGAAAACAAAGACACCGUAUCAAAAUGUUAUGAAUUGAUGUACGCAACUAGCAAGUUGAUAGAUAGGAGUCAUUCUGACAACGCUCAACACAUUCGCUUCGUGUCGUGCAACGGCAGUAUGUACGAGAUAGUGGACCACAAUGCUCUGAUGAGAGCACUCUGCAAACUGCCCACAAAAGCGGUGAUGGGUCACGAUGUACUAGACAUCCUUGACUUAUUUGGGUCUGAACGGCUAUUCAUCAAGCUGUUCCCCACACUUAUUGAGGAUAUAAGGCUCAGCAGCACGUCCAUCACAAUACCUGUCAUGUAUGACUUACUCUAUAGGACCAACUGUCUAUAUGCAGUUCAUCACAUACAACACAUUAUCAUCACCUGGGACGAGUUAUUUGAAUGUAAAAUCGCUAACAGGGAUGACAAUGUCCGAAACGUGCAGAGAAUCAUCAGAACUCUAGGAGAUACUCUGGAGAUGGCUUACAGAAAAGAAGGAUUACCAUGUGAUAUGGUAGAAAAACGUCACAAAGAGUCCAACAAAUCACUUAUGAAGAUAUCUAGUCUCCAUCUGACAAAACUCCCCGAGAAUUUCAAACCAGACGCCUCUGUUGUGAGGAUAAUACAACCGAAGGAGAAAGACCAGCCCCAUUUACAUUUGAGGUCGGGACACGCUUUGACAGUGGCAUAUCAGAACUUCCAGAAAGUUGGUGUGUUUCAUGAAAUCCUCCUAAUAACAAUAGUGCAUAUUCUGGAAGUAGAGGUGAAAACAUUCAUCGAAAAAGGCAUUGCCAAAGAUCCGGAAAAAGAUAAAUGGAGGAAGAAACAAUACGAUGGUCCAAAGCCUAAACGACCAGACCUGUGCUACGUAGAAAGUGUUCUACCUAGAGUUUUGUCUUGCUUAGCGGAUAUUAUCAACACCGCAGACGGAAAGGAAUUUUUAACAACACACUUCGUGGACUUCCAAUUUGCCCAGGCUGAAUCAAAUACUACAACGGUAGAGUUUGAGGAUGGGUGGUUGAUAUGUUCUCUGUCACCGGAAGACAUGGGUGCAAACGUCAACAUACUUCUUAUGACAGCUCUCAAAAGUCACAGGAGUCCGUCUCUUGUUCUGAAUUACAAUGGCUCUGGAGUUUACUUCACUUCCAAAGAAGAGAACACGAUAGAGGUGACAUCUGCGAAUAGACAGGGGAUCCUGCUUCAAACCAUGUGUGACAAAAGUUAUUUCACAGUACAUCUGUGGACUAAAGACCAGAAGAAUCCAAUACAUGUAAAACCUCACCAGGUUACGAUGAAUGAAAGUCAGCAGGCUAUCCAAAUAAAAUGGAAAAGUGAUGAUGACCUGCCUUCCAAUAGAAUGGGACACGCAAAACUCAUGUAUGGGAAUGUCUUGGUUGAGAGACAAAUAAAUACUUACUUUUGUAAGAAUAUGCAAGCGUCCACAGAAACGGUGACAAAGGAAAAUGGACUUCAAAUCAAAAAGGGCGGGAAAGUACUGGUCGUCGUUGAACAUGACUCCCAAUGCCAUGUGAAGGGAAGACAUAAUAAAACGGAUGUAAAUCAGAAAACUGAAGACAUUCAAAAUGGCAUCCGCAUUGUGAGUAGGGAAAAUGUGAACUUCCUCAUUAAGACAAAAACAAGGUCAUUUAAAAAGCCCCAUCUUCCAAUCGAAAUAAGAUUUGUAUCUGGAAAUGCGUAUGCUCAGUGCAUCAAACUUGUGUGUUUGGAUACAUCCAGGCGUGUACGUCUCCGUUCACGAUGUUGCAUAUGUGGUAGUAUUCUGAGGAUGGUAACACCUUCUGCUAUCAUUCCACCAGGAAAAGACAUGAUCAUCAACUAAUGAACUUUGACAAGCUUCUGAACAUGAACCUGUUUCCAUUCCUCUAGAAAGGGCCCGAUCACCAACUAAUGAAAUUGAACCAGGUGUUGAACUUUGACCUAUUCUAUUGUGAGGACGCAUUCCAAACGUUACAUAGCAGCAAACAGAACUUGUAAAUAUAUUGUAUCCUUUCAUUAUUCAAUCUGCUACAAACAUUGCACUUUUUAAUUCAUACUUUAUCAUUGAUUACAAUCAAAAUGUAUACAUACUUGAAGUUAUAUUCUCAGCAAAUAAUAUUCUGUAAUAAAUGUAGAUAGCAACAUAUACCUGCAGCUAUUGAGGACCAAACUAUAGCAAGCCUAUACAUACCAGUAGUAGCAUUUUGUACCUAUUUUUCCAAUUAAUACAUUAUUGCGUUUUAUAAAAGGAUAUGGCAUCCUAUGUAAGAAAUUACGCAAUAAGGUUGUACUUGUUUGACACAAUAAGUUUUAAAAUAUUGUUUUGUUCAUUUUAUUAACUUUUGGUUGAAUGUCAGGCCACUUACUAAGCUUGUUGUUGAAUAUGACUUUUUCCCCCUAACUUUUACAAUUGCAUGUAUGUGCAAAUGCAGUAAGUAGUUAUAUGUUGAUGUUGAAGUAGUUUUUUAAUUUAAUUGUAUUUUUAUACCUGCUUGUGUCAUAUUAAUUAUUUACUUGUACAUAAGGUACUGUAUAUCUCAGACAGAAGAAUAUGUAUAUUGUAUAUUGAAUUAAUCCUAUUUUACCAGCUACUAUAUUGUACAGAAAUAUCCACAUUAACUAGUUUUUGUUAAAAACAAAAAUAUAAGGUGUAAAUAAUAGUUUGAAGAAAUCAACUUUCUCUUAAAAUGAUCUGUGAUAUAUUUGACAGUUGAGACUUGUAAUGUAAAUUGUCUAUUAAUUAUACAUAACUAUAUUUAUUUCAAUUGAUGUAAAUACAUGUAUAUAAAUUUAUGAUUUUCCCUUUAUGCUAUUUUAAGAAAUACCAUUCAAUGUUUAUAAAGCCAUGAUGCUAUGAAAAAACUUUCAAUAUUUGAAUUUCAAUUUUUGCGUAUGAUUAACACGAAAUAAAAAGUAGUGUAAAUGAAAUGGAAAAAUAUCAAAAUAAGGUGUAUGAUUUACAUGUAACUAUCAUGAGAAGUCAUGAUAUGUAAGGAAGGGGACUGGAAGAGCUUGAUAUCAACAAAUCUCUUACCUUUUUCUGUGGUGAGAAGUCACGGAAAAAGAGCAUGCUGAUUCCAGGGCCCUAUUUGCAAGUAAUCCAAACAGGUGAAUCUAUGUUAUUUUCCUGUAAAAACCAAAAUUAUUCUGUUGAUAUUGUGUAUCAUUAUAUUUCCUGUAUGUAUUUUUUAUGUAAUUCUGAAGCAGUAUAAUGUUGUCAGGUUAUAGUCUACUACACUGUGAUACGUACUAUUUUUAUAAUUCUAGUUUUACCAUUUAUGGUGCCUUGUCUGUGAUGUUUUGUUUUUUUUUACAUUUGAGAUAGAAAUCUAAUAUGGUACGGAAACUUCAAAAUGUUUGAUGCUUUUAACUACAGCAUACCGGGACAUGUUUACUGCAAUGACAGAAGAAAAACACAAAGUAACAAACAACAGUGCUAGUACUAUUGAUACGCUGCUUAUUCAAUGCCAGAUCCAAGAUUUGACAGGGUUGGUGUUGUACCGUGCGUUAUGUUUUUGACUUAAUUGGAAUGUAUUAAGGAUAUGUAACCCCAGUCCUCCUGUAUCCACCAAUGUUAGUUUAGACUAUAUAGAAGAUGUUAUUCUUGGGAAAUUUAAUUUUUCAGUUGUUAAACAUAGUGCAAAAUUUAAGAACCAAUAAAUGUUUUUGCUUUUAUUGAUUUUCAAAUUAUAAUCUUUCUUUUAUUGAUUUUCAAGUUAUGAUCUCCCUUUAAGUACAUUCUAUGCCUUUUUAACUAGGUUAGAAUUUCCAAUAUAGAGUUAGCCAAAACAAACAAGUACAUUUUUAUUGGUGCUUGGGACACAAUUUUACUACUGAAUAAGGGAGAAUAAGGGAGCUUCUUUUUUUUAAACUUUUUAACUGAGCUAAUUUGUUCCGAUAUUGAGAGAACUAUUGUAGGCCAAUAAGAAAAAGCAUUUUUGUUCUUUUUUAUACAGUUUACUAGAAUUUAUAUGUUUUAUCGAUCAAAUUUAAUAUUACCUUGCCUCUGUUUUAAAUACAAAUGUAGAUACAUGUAGUAAGGAUACUACCUGAGCUGUCAAAAUUUACAUGUAAAUUAAUGGUGUGUAUAAUGUCUAUUGUAAUAUAAUGUCUUUAUCUGUUUACCAUACAUAUAUGAUAAAUAAGUAGUAGUACAUUACAAUGUCAAUGCCACAUGAGUUUGAUAUAUCAGUACAUGUAACCAUCAACUGGUAUAUUUUAUAGUGCAUAGGGUAGAUUGUUAAUAUACACAGUAUAAGAAAUAAUAUCCGCGUACAUAGACUGAUACAUCAAACUCCUGUGAACAGUUAGAAAUUUUAUAUUAGCACUACUUCAUGGUGACAAUGGCUGUAUAUUCUCAUCAUUUUGUAAAAAAACCAUUUGUACAAUUUCAAAUGAUUGAUAUUUCCACAAUUCAAUUUCUAUGUCGAAAGUCACCAUUUCAAUGUAUGUAAUACAGCUACAAGAUUUAUGACGUCCUGACUGAUCCUUUGGGUGGAAAGGAUAUUUUUCAUUAUAUGUUAACAAUUUUUUGUUUUCAUUAAAAAAAAUGACAAUCAAAAAAUGCAUCCAAUAGUUUUCCAUUUAAUUUGCAAAAUAGGAAAACUUUCAGAUAAUAUAUCACUUCAUCAGUUUUGCAUACUAUGACGAAAUCUUGUCUUUUCAUGUAAAAAAUUGUUACAGCUAUCAUUCAUAUUGCAAUUGUCUUUAUUUUCAUUAAGGACUUUUAAAAGUCAAUUUGAUAUGGUCAUAUGCAAUUUAUGUUGAUAACAUGUUUUGCAAAGACAACAUGAUUUCUAUAAAUGAUUAUUGGAGAGUUUGGCAAUUAAAAUCAAUGCAAUGACCAUACAGGUAUUUGAACCUGUAACUAAUUCAAGAUGAACACUUGAACCUAACUACAGCCUACCUGGUGAUAAGUGAUCGACUCUCAUUCCAGCCUCCACUAUAUGUCGGUAUACCUGGUGAGGUGGUACAAUGAUAUACUCACAUUUCCUCUCACAGGAAGACCUGUCACCACCUACCAUCUAGGCCAACAAGAGUGAUUUAUAUAAAAUGAUAUACAUUGUUUCAUAAUUAUUGUUGUAAAAAAAAAUGUUUAAAUAGAUCAUAUUUGUUGUCAACACAAGACAAAACAAGUCAUAUUUCAGGAUUACUGUAUGCAGAUACACACCUCCUCUGGCAAUAAAUCAGAAUAUAUAUUCAUAUUGAGUGUAUUGACAGACCAGGUGUGUGUACCUGUGUCAUGAUACUGUAAACUGGUAAACUUUUGUCACUUAAGCGGAAUAAGAAGAGAUUGAAUUUAACAAUGUAGUGACUAGUAUAGUACUACAUUGUACAACACUUAUAUAUGUACUAGGUGUUCAUUCUUAUAAAUUAUCUUUUCUGUGAGCAGGGCGAAUUUUAAACAGUGCAAACAAGUAUUUUCUUGUCAGAGGGCAAAACUUUGUAUAUAUAUAUAUAUAGCUAUUUCAUUUACUUAAAAAUAUUUGAUAAAUACAAAGAUAUGAUUUAAGAGGGAUUCACAAAUCAUAUCUGCAAUUGAAUACUGUUUUUACUCAUACUAAUACAUGUACUUGCAAAUUAAUAUCGUAUUGAUGCUAUAAAAAAUGCAUGUUGUAAUAAAUGAAGAUUAAUCAUAUACAAAUUAGAUGAUUAAAUCUCAUUUGUAUCAAUUUUUCAAACAUAUAUAAUAAACCUUAAAGGGGCAUUCCUUCAUUCGGACAUCAAAAACAUCCAAUUUACAUCCAAUUUCUAUUACAAUUUCUAUUGAUGAAAUUGAUAUCUGAACGUUUAUUAUACAAGUGUUUUUGCCUACAAGUAAUGCAAUUAAUGCCAAAAUGUAUAGGAAAAAAAAGCGUAUCUUAUACAAAUACUGCAUGUCUUUGACCUAAUUAGUGAUACUUUGGGUCAAAUUAAGAAUUUUCAGGACUUAAUACCCGAAGUACUUUGGUUUAUCUUCAGAGUAAAACUGCAGUAUUGAUGUAAAGAUAAUAACUUUUACUACUUUGAAAAAAUACAUACAUGUACAUUGUACUUUCCAAUAAAUUAAUUUUGCCGACCUAACUUUCUUUAAAUGAAGGAAUGCCCCUUUAAUUAAUUUUCAUUGAAAUCAUCAGUAUCAUAUAAAAACAAAUAUGUCUCGAAUUCGAUUGUUCUAUUGACUGAAUAUGUUUUGUGCAAAAAUAACGUGUUCUACAGACGAGACAAGUGUCUAAACUUGUGGAUAUUGGAUGUAAACUCACCAAUAACUCAACAAUAAACUCAGCGAUACUGAUGUCAUACCAUCAGUCCGAGACUAACUACUGACGCAUCUUCUACUUCAUCUACUGAUAAGGGUGGUAAAAACAAAGCUCUUUGGGAUAAUGAUUUAAUCAAUGAUUAAAUGAAAUAUUGGAGAUCAAUUAUGGCUGAAACUGUAAUGUUUGGUUUUUGUUGUUGUGGUAUGAUAUACUUCUAUAAAUGGUCAAACCUCUGGUUUAUCAGUUAAAUGCUAAAGAGAAAUUCUUUCUAGCUCAGUUGGUAGGAAGCAACCCUCUAGUAUUUUAACAAUUGCUCCCUCUACAGGACGGAACUUUUAAAAGUAUAUAUAAUUUUUUCCAACUGGUAAAGACAAUGAUUGACAAAGUAAGGAUGGAUAUACAGAGCUAAAAAGUUUUAUUAUUGUUCAAUGCCUUAACUAGGGAUUAAAACCAGCACAUAAGGAGGAGUUAGUCCGACAUUCUGCCAAAUGAGCUAAAGAGAAGUUUUCCCUUAACAGUUUUGUUGGAUGUGGCUUUAGUAGUUUAGCAGAGUUAUUGUUAUUACACAAGAUAUAUUAUGUUCAUUGAUAUGCUAUCUAACUUUAGAAUAAUCAAGUCUCUUUUAAAGUGUUAACAAUACUUAGUUGUAUACUUCAUAAAAUCAAAAUGAUCAAUAUCAUGACCUUACAAUAUAUGCAUUACCAGGACCAUGUUUCAUCAAUAAUAUGUGUUUUCCUUUUAACUAAUUUUCCAUAGGAAAUCAUUACACAAUUUUUUUCAACUAAAUUUUUUACUUAAAUCUAAUAAUGCUUUCCUGUAGGAAAAAAUUCAGUUAAGGAACAUUGAUGAAACUAGGGCCUGGUGCUCUUUAUUGGAUUGGGGUAAUUACUGGUGUAAGUAAUAUUGUAGAACUUUAUCAGAAAACAAAUUAAAAGCUAAAAAAAUAAUCUUUUUACCAGUAGUUAUCACCGACUGUAAUUGUCACAUUUCAUCGAGUUUCAAUGAGCAUAUUGUAUAAUUUGUCUUUUUGCUAAACCAUGAUUAAAAACAGGUAUAGAUAUUUUUUUCCAAAGUGAAACAUUCAAAUAAGAUAAGUAUGGAAUUUCAAAGUUUAUUGCAAGUUUAAACUGAUGAAAGAUCAUAUUCAAUACAAUAUUUGUUAAUGUACUGAGCAUCAAAGAACAAUUUCAGUAUAGUGGAGAUCUAGAUUCUACAUUCUAACAUAUUUGAAAUGAGCAAAAUUUAUUUUGUUGUAUUUUUAUAUCUAUUUUUACGUUUUUUUCAGUACGUGAUAUACUAAAUAUAAUUAAUAACUAUGAGGACCAACUUUCAAGUGUUUUGAAAUGAAGCCCAUACAAUCUUCUUAAAUUUCUUCAUUUAAUCCAAAGAGCUUGAUAAUUCAGUUCCAUUAAUUGUUUUAAAAUGUGUAAAUAGUGAGAUUUCCUUUCACACUUUUGAUUAAAAGGCAGGAUAAAGUAUUAAGGUCAAACUGUCCACUGUUGCAGUUUGUACAAAAUAUGAUGUCCAAGGGAGGUAACUAAAAUUCUGACUGUUUGCACAAAGUAAAAAUACAAGAUAAAUGAGAAAUAAAGAGAUUUUAUAGUU
Pecten maximus is the source of this 18176-nucleotide messenger RNA. RefSeq lists its product as uncharacterized. Gene Ontology annotation, molecular function: protein binding. Lineage: Eukaryota; Metazoa; Mollusca; Bivalvia; Pectinida; Pectinidae. The record is from RefSeq and is a predicted model, not a curated record.